Messenger RNA from Melampsora larici-populina 98AG31, 426 nucleotides. RefSeq lists its product as uncharacterized. The record is from RefSeq and is a predicted model, not a curated record. NCBI's taxonomy places the organism in Eukaryota, Fungi, Basidiomycota, Pucciniomycetes, Pucciniales, Melampsoraceae. The coding region runs from base 1 to 426 and encodes 141 amino acids. The transcript is spliced from 2 exons.
AUGCGCAAAAACCAAAUGAGUGACUGUAGUAGCGACUCUAGCAGCAACUCCGAGUUACAAGAAGAAGAAGAAGUUUCACAAAUAGCCAACUCUGACGGCAAAGUACUAGACAAACAAGCCUCUGACGCUUAUGAAGAAGAAUACGAACCGGACUCUGACGCCGAAGUACAAGACAAACAAGACUCUGAGGCUCAUGAAGAAGACAAACCGGACUCUGACGCUUACGAAGAAGACGAAACGGACUCUGAAUCUUGUGAACAAGACAAACAAGACGAAGUCAACAUAUAUGAUGAUGAAUAUGACGAAAGCUGUGACAUCAAAGAACUUGGAAAAGACCAACCACAAGCCACCCUCAAAGUUUAUAAACCAAUACUCAGAAAAACAAAAAAAAUUCUUCGAAUUCUUCCACCUCAACCAAGCCAAUGA